AUGUCCUGCACACCGAAAAAAACAGAAUGGCAUGCAGUUGCUUCAUGGACAUGGGAUGCUCAAGACGAGACAUGUGGGAUAUGUCGGAUGGCUUUUGAUGGUUGUUGUCCUGAUUGCAAACUCCCUGGAGAUGAUUGUCCUCUAAUUUGGGGAGCUUGCAACCACGCGUUUCAUCUUCACUGUAUAUUGAAAUGGGUGAAUUCGCAGACGAGUCAAGCUCAUUGCCCCAUGUGCCGAAGAGAAUGGCAGUUCAAAGAGUAA
Messenger RNA from Microthlaspi erraticum, 261 nucleotides. The record is from the annotation of a GenBank genome assembly. NCBI's taxonomy places the organism in Eukaryota, Viridiplantae, Streptophyta, Magnoliopsida, Brassicales, Brassicaceae.